Molecule: messenger RNA, 2375 nt
Organism: Malus domestica (apple)
Lineage: Eukaryota; Viridiplantae; Streptophyta; Magnoliopsida; Rosales; Rosaceae
Product: cationic amino acid transporter 1-like
Biological process (GO): amino acid transport; transmembrane transport
Cellular component (GO): plasma membrane
Molecular function (GO): L-lysine transmembrane transporter activity; L-glutamate transmembrane transporter activity
Source: RefSeq, a predicted model, not a curated record
AGCGGUAAACCAAGUGGGCCUAUAUAACUGCUUGCUCAGCUGAACGAGCUUUCCCGCGUCUCUCUCUCUCUCUCUCUCUCUCCCCGCCGGUCAUCGGAGAAAAACGGACGCUCACUCUCUCUCUAGAAUAAUUUAUAAGCCAAAAUCAGACGUACGAUGGGAGCGGGCGGCGGAGGAGACGAUGAGGGGAUACGGCGGAGAGGCUGCACGUACCGAAAGGACGAUUUUCUCCCCGAGGAGUCGUUUCAGAGCUGGGGCAAUUACGUCAAUGCGCUGAAGAAGACUCCGUUCCGGUUCGUGGAUCGCGUCCUUUCCCGGUCGGCGGACAGCACGGAGCUGGUGGAGGUGAAGGCGCGGAGUCAUCACGAGAUGAAGAAGAAGCUCAACUGGUGGGACCUCAUCUGGUUCGGAAUUGGCGUUGUCAUCGGCGCCGGAAUAUUCGCGCUCACAGGACUGGAGGCGAGAAGGCACGCAGGCGCCGCCAUCGUGCUGUCGUACGUCGUCUCGGGCGUCUCCGCCAUGCUCUCUGUUUUCUGUUACACCGAGUUCGCCGUCGAGAUUCCUGUUGCAGGUGGCUCAUUUGCCUACCUUAGGGUGGAGCUUGGGGACUUCGUGGCCUUCAUUGCAGCAGGCAACAUCCUCCUCGAGUACGUCAUUAGUGGCGCAGCCGUUGCUCGUUCCUGGACAUCCUACUUCACCACCCUCUGCAACCGCAGCGACACCAAUGAUUUCCGCAUCAUAGCCCACGGUUUCCCAGAGGACUACAAGUACCUCGAUCCCAUUGCUGUCGCUGUCCUUAUUUGCAUCUGCUGCCUUGCAGUCCUCAGCAUAAAGGGCUCUUCUCGUCUCAACUACAUUGCCUCGAUUUUCCAUAUAAUUGUCAUUGUCUUCAUCAUCAUCGCCGGCCUCACCAAAGCUGAUACCAAAAACUACAUCGAUUUCGCCCCUUUUGGCCCGCGCGGCGUGUUCCAAGCGUCGGCUGUUGUGUUCUUCGCGUACGUUGGAUUUGAUGCCGUUUCAACCAUGGCGGAGGAGACCAAGAAUCCCGCAAAGGACAUCCCAAUUGGUCUUGUCGGCUCAAUGGUGAUUGUUACAGUGCUCUAUUGCUUGCUUGCACUCACAUUAGGCCUUAUGCAGCCAUAUAACCAAAUCGACGAACAAGCUGCAUUUCCGGUUGCGUUUCAAGCUGUUGGGAUGGGAUGGGCUAAGUACCUUGUGGCAGCGGGCGCAUUGGAAGGCAUGACAAGCGCGCUGCUUGGCGGGGCAGUUGGACAGGCGCGGUACCUCACUCACAUUGCCCGAACCCACAUGGUGCCACCAUGGUUUGCACAAGUUGAUUCCAAAACCGGCACUCCUGUCAAUGCCACGGUCACCUUACUCGCAGCCACGGCAGUCAUUGCCUUCUUCACGAGCCUCGACGUUCUGGCCAACCUUGUCUCCAUCUCCACUUUGUUCAUCUUCAGCCUUGUUGCCAUCGCUCUCCUUGUUCGCCGCUACUAUGUCAGCGGCGUCACAACUCAGGCCAACAGGAACAAGUUCAUUGCCUGCCUUUUCAUCAUAAUUAGCUCUUCAAUUGCCACCUCUGUCUAUUGGAGCAGAACAGAUGAUUGGAUUGCCUACGUGGUAACCGCGCCGCUUUGGUUCUUGGGUACUUUAGGGAUUUGGUUACUUGUCCCCCAAGCAAGGAGUCCGAAGCUCUGGGGAGUGCCAUUGGUGCCAUGGUUGCCAUCUCUUUCAAUUGCCAUCAACAUUUUCCUGCUCGGGUCAAUCGAUCACGCCUCAUUCAUAAGGUUUGGAGUGUGGACUCUGAUCAUCUUGGUUUACUACUUCAUCUUCGGAUUGCACGCGUCUUAUGACACGGUAAAGGACUCAGAAGCGAAGAGGCUGGAGGGCGGCAGAAACAAUGAGUUGAGGAAGGUUGAAGCUGCAAGGGUUGCCACGAGGGACUCCGGCUUAGACGGCGGAAGUGGUAGCAAUGCCUCUGAAACUCCUGCUAGUUAAGCAAGGGUUUGUUGUGUCUGUGUGAUUGUGUGAAGAUUUAAUUGUUUUUGUGUGUGAUUAGUGCUGUUUAGUUUGGAAAAGGAUCCGGAGGAUCCUUUUCCUGGGGAUGCCGAGAUCCCGUGAUUAUGACCGUUUAUCGUACAUCGUGCGGUCAGAAAUCAUUUGAAAUUUAAAAUUUAAAAUUAAAUAUAAAUAGUACAUAACGAAAACUGACCGCACGAUGAACGGUCAUGAUCACGGGAUCCCAGGAAAAGGAUCCUCCACGUUUGUUAUCAGCUUGCUUCUAGAGAUGUGAUUUAUAAUUAAAUGUUGUCUAUAAAUACGUUUUGAAGUAGUACUUUUAUUAUUAUCACCACAACAACUUUCUUUCUCAA